CAUGCCCAUCCCUUUGGAAAGAAAAAGAAAACUCACACUAAACGACGGCGAGAAAAAGAGCGAGGGAAAAGUCGAGAGAGAAGCGAAAGCCAAAAGCCAGAUGAAAGCGUUGGAUACUGGAGAGGGAGCCGACCGAAGAUAAGAAUAUUCUCUUCUCUUAAAAUCAUGCCGCUGCACAAAUCAACCCGGGCCCCCCGCCUGGAUCCUACAAUGAUCUCCGCCCCAUUAGGUGACUUUCGCCAUACCAUGCACAUUGGGAGGGGUGGCGACGCCUUUGGGGACACCUCCUUCCUUUCCACACUUGGCCCUAGCCAGGCCAGCAAUGACCAGGGAAGCACAGGAUCUGAGGCUCAGCCUGAGGUGACAGACGACCACAGUGAUCUUCAUAUGGAUGCUUCUGAAAGCCAACAGGACAACGAGCUUCAGCACUCUGAAUCGGUGUCUUCAUUCGACCUGGACCUGGAUCUGGGCCCGUCCAUGUUGGGAGAUGUACUAGGUGUGAUGGACGGUUUGGGGCUCGAUUCCAAUGAGGAGGAUGUGUUCAACCUCAAAAACGGCCCCUCCUCAGCGGGCUCAAAGCAAGGCAAAGGGCCCAGUGAGAUGUCUGUAAACAUGCUGAACGGGAAGGACUUGGUGGGUUUGGAUGGAAACCAGGUCGGGGACAGCAGGAUACCAGAUGGGAAUGGUAUGAAGCCAAAGGGGUUACGACCAAAAGUACGAUUCAGUGACAAGCGAGAGGAGAUCAUUCGCCACGCAUCUGAAGAGGAGGAGGGUCAAGGGUUCGACUUCCAGGACGAGGAUCAGCUGGAGUGUCUUAGUCCAACACGGGGUGAAGGUGAGAGUGUAGGAGGUGGAGGUGAAGCGGAGAUCGCCAAUCAUAGAUCAGAUCUGCCACCUAGUCCCGCCUCAUCACACAGCUCAGAGUAUGAAGGAGUGACCUCGUUGGACAGGAGGAGGGUCGACAGCGGCCACUCAGAGACUGAUUCAGAGGAGGAGGAAGAGGAAGGACGAGGCUACACAUUUGAGGAUGAGUUUGAUGAUGAAAUCGGUUUAUAGGGAGCAGGUGCAGUUACCCCUUGAAAACAAAUCUUUGCUGCCAACUAAAUCAAGUAUACUGUAUUUUCCUUAAACUCAUGUCAGCAUCAUUUGAAUGGGAGGCUUGGGAAGAAUGCAAACUGGAUUUCUAAGGACUUAAUGGAAGAUUACAGUUUGACGAUGUUGCUCAACUGGAAAAGACAUUUAAUGUUUCAUCUGCCCGGGUAACAGAUUUGCAAAAGAUAUAUCAAGUUGUAAUGUAGAUAAAUAACAAAGAGGUUAACAGCACUUUUGACUUAGUUCUUCUGGAUGCUUCGCCGUGAUAUCGAUUCUCAGUGAAAGCUUGAUUCAGGCUGAAUUAAUACAUUUGCAUUGUAAAGUUUUCAUGUCUUACAUUUGCCGUCUUAAGAGCACACAACAUGCGCUGUGAGCUCCACAUUUAAUGCCUCAAAUAGAGCUGCAUGCUUUCUUAAAUGUACCCUGUUGUGCCUUAUCAAUGUCUUAAUAGUCAUAUCUAAUAUUGCAUGUUUAUUACAGUCUCCGGGCCUUCUCUUCUUGUUUAAGCUUUACAAAUUGACCCCAGAGACUUUGUGAAAGGGAAUAAAUCCUGUGUAGUUAAAUACUGUGAAUUUGUCACAUUACAAAUCUAGACAGUGUGAUGUUUGUUUUUCACACAAAAUCUGACCCGUUGUCUUAUUGCAGUGAUUUACAAUGUUUCUAACAUACCAAAGCUUUUCUUUUUUUGCAGUUUGGUUCAUACUUAAAUGCUCAGACAAUCUUGGGAAUUCAAGGGUCAGUUGUAAUUCUUCACCAGUGGUGUAUUAAUGUACAUGUCUCUUUCUUGUAUAAUGCUGGUUAUUCAAAAAAAAGAAAAAAAAAGAAAAGUAUUGUAUUACAUUGUGCUGUAAAGAGGGACAGACCAUUGUGUUCAUCUUUUUGAAAAUGCUGGAUGUAAACACAUUUUUUAUCCCGUGGUUCCAAAAGGAUUACUGUGAGUACAAUAAAACACUUAUUGGGAUUUUUAAAUAUUCAA
Messenger RNA from Labrus mixtus (cuckoo wrasse), 2068 nucleotides. It is a transcript of the gene cdc42ep5, whose product is annotated as CDC42 effector protein (Rho GTPase binding) 5. Lineage: Eukaryota; Metazoa; Chordata; Actinopteri; Labriformes; Labridae. The transcript is spliced from 2 exons. The record is from RefSeq and is a predicted model, not a curated record. The coding region runs from base 166 to 1056 and encodes 296 amino acids.